This is a messenger RNA of Bactrocera oleae (olive fruit fly), 2442 nucleotides long. RefSeq names its product GRIP and coiled-coil domain containing 88 kDa (gene GCC88). Gene Ontology annotation, cellular component: Golgi apparatus. The record is from RefSeq and is a predicted model, not a curated record. NCBI's taxonomy places the organism in Eukaryota, Metazoa, Arthropoda, Insecta, Diptera, Tephritidae.
GGCAACACCGUUUUUAUUAUUGAAGACGAAAAAAAUAAACAAAAUCAUGAUCAUCAGCUGUUUUCUGUCGACGUAAACGAUUUAGGAUGGAAAUUAUUUGAUAUUUUGAAAUUUUUUCCACAUAAUGGAUCGUAACAAACGAGAAUUAGAAACUUUGGUAUCUUCACAAAAGGAGCAGCUAAUUAGAUACGAAAAGCGCUUGAAAGAUGUGGUCACCGCAUAUAAGGGAUUGUUAAAAGAAAAGGAAGCUCUAGAAUCGAGCUUGGCUGCACUAACAGCUUCGAAAGAUGCAAACAACGAAAAAUCAUUGUCAGAUGUCCCCACAAGAAGCAUUACAGAUGCCGUCGAUGCUAAAAAGGUUGUCGACGCAGCUAUAGCACCCGCUGAUGCUUUAAGCUGUGUGAUAGAUGAUAAACAGCAAUUGCAAUCACAGAUCAUGACAUUGAUGAAUUCACUAGCUACCUUAUCCGCAGAGAAGUCACGGAUGGAAGCAUCCUUUCAGGCAGAUAAAAAACAAUUACGAGGCCAACUGACACAAAAGGACGAUUGCAUCGUCGAAUUAAAGAAGACAAUUAAAGAAAAUGAAGUUAAAGCUAAAGCUCACCUUGAAGAAAUAAAGGCAAAGUGGAUAAUAGAAUGUCAGGAGCGGGAAAAAGAAACAAAUAAUCAGAUGAUUAUGAUACGAGAGUUACAAAAGCUUUAUGCUGAUGAAAGACAUCUUAAGGAAAAUAUUGAAAUGCAAUUAAACAAUUUCAAAACACAAUUUGCCAAUAAUGAAACAGAAAAUACCCGAAUACGCGAAUUACAAACACAACUAAAAGAGAGCAAAGCACAAUUGAGAGAAAUGAAAUUGGGAGGCAAUAGCAUGCAGAAUUCCACGAAAGAUGCCGUUGACCCGACAGAUAAUAUGAUUAUAUUAAAGCAAGUCCAACAACAAAUGCAACAACUUAAAGAACAACACGCAGUUGCAAUAAAGAAUGAACAGCGACGUGUGCUGCAAGCGGAAGAGCAAAGUAGACACCAGGCAGCUUUACACGAAGAUCGCGUCGCCAAUUUAGAGGCUCGUUUAGCUGAGCUAAGUACAACUGUGGGAAAUUAUGAUCGACUGCGCCAACAGGACCAAGAAAGUAUUCAUGUGCUACGAAAAAAGCUGCAGGAAUUAGAACGAAGUUCUGAUUCACAAUCGAGUUUGUCAAACGAGCUAAACCCUUCCGAUGUGGAUCAUCGGCGCCGUAGGAGAAGUAAUAUAAACUAUGAUAUUUCAAUUAUAGUUGAUGAAAUUAUACAUCUGAAAAAGUUGUUAUUGGCUGAAAAUUCACGUAGUACAAACCCUGUCGAUAUUAACAAAUUAUUUUCAGUCAGCGCUGAUCAUACACAAUGUCACGAGGAAUUGGCUAUUUUACAACAACAGUACGACACUUGUAAGGCCGAACUUUCACAACAACAAGAACGUUCACAUGGCCAAAGAACGCAUAUAUCUACUUUGCAGGAAAAAGUCAAAGUGCUAAAUCGCAAUAUUGAUGAGCAAGAAUUAGAUCUAAAAAAUCAGGCGGAAAAAAUGAGAAACGCUAUAAAAGAAGAACGUGCUAAAUGGAAAACUAAAUUAAGUGAGUUGGAGAAUGAGACACGUUGUAAAGUUGUUGAUUUGGAACAGCAAUUACAAAAGCAAAGGCAACGAUCCCUGCAACUGCUCGACGAAAAGGAACAAGAAAUAAAAACAUUGCAGACAUCUUUUGAAAUUUUUCAUAAUGUAACAUUACCGUCGACAGUUGACACCCAUGCUGAGAACCCGACGUCAGCAUCCGAUGCUGAUAGUAAUGAUGGAGUUGGAGCAGGGAGUGGCAACACACAAUUGGGCACAAUGGUUCCAAUUAAAUCGAAAAAGCUUUCAGUCGGUGAAAACUGUCAUAUGCUGCACUAUGCCAAUGAGAUAGCUCGGAAAGAUAUCGAAAUAGCCGCAUUGCGAAAAGCUAAAUACGCUGCUGAAUCAAGUUUGCGUAAGGCUAUACAGGAGAAGGUGAACGCACAAGAGGAUCUCUGCGAUAAGAUAGCGUUACUUGAGGAGCAGGUCGACAGACUGGAGCGCUGUAAAACGCGGGAAGGGGCGAAUCUUGAAUAUUUGAAGAACGUGAUCAUUAGUUAUAUUGUAACGCGAGAUCCAGAUGGCAAGCGGCAUAUGUUGAAUGCCAUAAGUGCUGUACUGCAGUUAACACCAGUCGAGAUGCAGACGAUUAAUAACGCAUUCCAAAAAAAAUAAAAUCUUACAUUUGCACCCUGUACAAGAUGUGUGUGCGUGUAACCAAAAACAUAUAUUGUUAACAGUAUCAACAUUUGUAACAAAAAACAAAGUUAAAUAAAUUAUUAAAUGUACCUAUUAUUUUAACAAACCUUGAAUAGAAUUGUUUACAUAUUAAUAAAAGCCACUGAUUGGAAACUUUUUAA